Messenger RNA from Lodderomyces oxycetoniae, 1704 nucleotides. Its product is annotated as NDE1. Bases 1 to 1704 code for a protein of 567 amino acids. NCBI's taxonomy places the organism in Eukaryota, Fungi, Ascomycota, Pichiomycetes, Serinales, Debaryomycetaceae. The record is from RefSeq and is a predicted model, not a curated record. The transcript has a single exon. Gene Ontology annotation, molecular function: NADH dehydrogenase activity.
AUGUUUAAAAGCGGUUCAAGAGGUUUUUUUAAUUCUUUGGGAAAAGUGAAAUGCAACCCAUUGGGCAGGUUUACUCCCAACCAGAGCGGGAAUAGGUAUGGGCCUCCAUUAAAGUCGUCCUUCCCCUUGGGGAGAAUUGUUAAAUAUUCAAUUGGCGCUGUUUUGUUAGGUACGGUUAUCAGCGGUGGUGCUAUUGCAUACAAGGUUUAUCAAGAAAAUAACCCCGUUAAACAGCUUCCUCAAACUCCGUUUUUCCCAGACGGGCAGAAGAAAAAGACAUUGGUCAUAUUGGGUUCGGGCUGGGGCUCCAUCCCGUUAUUGAAAAACUUGGAUACUACUUUAUACAAUGUUGUUAUUGUUUCACCGAGAAAUUAUUUUUUGUUUACUCCGUUAUUGCCUAGUUUGCCCACUGGUACGGUUGAAACGAGAUCUAUCAUUGAGCCCGUUAGAGGUAUUACCAGGAGAUGUCCCGGGGAGGUUAUUUAUUUGGAAGCUGAAGCUACCUCGAUUGACCCAGCUAAAAACGAAUUAACUUUGAAACAAAGUACCACUGUUAAUUCUGGUCAUUCAGGUAAGGAUACGGGAUCCUCGAAAUCAACUGUUGCAGAGUACACUGGGGUUGACGAGAUUACAACUACUUUGAACUAUGACUAUUUGGUUGUUGGAGUUGGUGCACAACCUUCAACAUUUGGAUUACCGGGAGUUGCCGAACACUCUACUUUCUUAAAGGAAAUAAGUGAUGCUUCGACUAUUAGAAAAAGGUUGAUGGACGUUAUUGAAGCUGCUAAUCUUUUGCCCAAGAAUGACCCUGAACGUAAAAGACUAUUACAGGUUGUUGUUUGCGGAGGCGGUCCAACUGGUGUUGAAACUGCUGGUGAAAUACAAGACUAUAUUGAUCAAGAUUUAAGUAAAUGGAUUCCUGAUAUUCAAAAGGAAUUGAAAGUUACUUUGAUUGAAGCAUUGCCCAAUGUUUUAAACUCAUUCAAUAAGAAAUUGGUUGACUAUACAAAACAGGUUUUCAAAGAUACUAAUAUCAAAUUGUUGACAAAUACUAUGGUUAAAAGAGUUGAAGAUAAAAUUCUUAUUGCAAAUCACAAAAACCCUGAUGGUUCUACUUCAACUAUGGAGAUUCCAUAUGGGGUGUUAAUAUGGGCUACAGGUAAUGCAACAAGAUCAUUUACUCGUGAUUUAAUGUCUAAAGUUGAAGAGCAAAAGAAAGCCAAAAGGGGAUUGUUAAUCGAUGAGUAUCUUAAAGUAGAUGGAACCGAUAACAUCUAUGCAUUGGGUGACUGUUCCUUUAGUAAGUACCCUCCAACGGCACAAGUUGCAUUUCAAGAAGGCCAAUACUUGGCAACGUUGUUUAGCAAGAUGCAUGAGAUUGAAUCAGUAAAGUACAAGAUUGAGAAUCCUUCAGCCAGCACCGCGAAUCCUGAAACGUUGGCUAGAAAAUUGGCUAGGUUGGAGAAAAAUUUACCUAAAUUCCAAUACAACUACCAAGGAGCAUUGGCAUAUAUCGGAAGUGAAAAAGCCGUUGCUGAUUUAGUUUGGGGAAACUGGUCAAACAUUACCAGUGGUGGUAAUUUUACAUUUUUGUUUUGGAGAUCUGCUUAUAUCUACAUGUGUCUUUCGGUAAAGAAUCAAGUGCUCGUUUGUUUGGACUGGGCUAAAGUUUGGUUUUUUGGAAGAGACUGCUCCAAGGAGUAG